Ilex paraguariensis (yerba mate) is the source of this 1140-nucleotide messenger RNA. The record is from the annotation of a GenBank genome assembly. Lineage: Eukaryota; Viridiplantae; Streptophyta; Magnoliopsida; Aquifoliales; Aquifoliaceae.
GUAGAAAUAAGUGCCCCACGGCAAAAUGAAAAAAUGGUAGAUAUCAGUGCCACAAUAACCACAUCCACAACUGACAAGAUAUAUGUGAUGGACAAGGUAUCAUGUGCAGAGAUACCAGAUACUUCAUUUGAGAAAUGGCAACCAAAGUGGCUCCCUCUUCUUCCUUCAGCUCCAAGCUUCCACUCCCAACCAAGCUCUCAUCUCCAUCUCCACCACCUCCCACUUUUUGUGCACCAAAGAAAAGGGCAAAUCAUUCAAACAUUUGGGCAAAAUCAGGGGGAGGAGAAGGAGAAGUCAAGCAGGGAGGGAAGAAGAAAUUCAUCACUAAAGAAGAAGAACCAGAACAGUAAACCUUUCGGCGCUCAUUUCUUACUUUGCUUAUGCAUUGGUUAGUUAACAUUUCCCAAGUACCCUUGUUGCUUUCUAAAGUAAAAAACUGUUUCAAUCCUUAGAUAAUGAGAUAUAAUAACAUGGAAACUCAUAAUAAAAUGUAAGUUAGAGGAUCUUUACUGAAACAAGUAAACAACAGCACAAAUUUCAUAGAUCCAUGUAGUCAUCCUCAGGCAAAACCAUCUACCAAGUGCAGGUAUUGGCAGACAGCUGGCGAAAGGGCGGGGGAGAAUCCGAUGAUGACACCCCUUCCUUACAUUAUCAUAUUUGGUAUGUCAACCCCCUUUGUAAUCUUGGCGAUUGCUUUUGCAAAUGGUUGGAUCAAGGUGCCUGUUCGAUGAAAUGAUUGUGAUUGCAACAAGAACAAAGGCAGCAUGAUAUGAAUGGCUACUCUGAUAUGUUUUCUAACCUUCUCAAUCCAAGCAAAGAUGGUGGCUAUAAACAAUUGUUUUGAAUGCUCAUUUAUCAGUUGUUCACAUUUCAGUUUUACCACUUUAUUUGUCAGUGGAUGGCAGAAAUUGCACAGUAGACCUUCGCCUUGUUCAAGGAAAAACUGAAAGGAGGAAAAUCAGGCAUGAAAGGCUCCAUCUACUUAGAUAUCUCCACAGUUAAGCAGAUUUCCACAGAACGUUUAGAUAGAAUGUUUCAUACUUGGAAAAUUGUUUCCAUAUUAUGGUAUUAAGCAUCAGGUGUCUAACUCAUCAAGUCAAACUGAUUAUUGGACUGUUUGAUCCAUCAAUUGGGAUGCCA